AUGCUGCUCUUCGGCCUUGGAAACCUGUUUUACAUCAUCAUUCUCUUCAUCAACUCCAUCGCCGUCCUGUCCGAGGAUCGCUUUCUGGCUCGCAUUGGAUGGGGUCGAACACAAGCUGAGCCGAGCUUCGGCACGAGCUACGAUAGCAACAGCGUGAAGGCUAAAUCAAUCAACUUGAUCGCCAGUGUGCGGACCGUAAUGCGGAUACCACUCAUCGUCAUCAAUACCGUCAUCAUCAUAUACGAGCUGGUUCUCGGCUGA
Penicillium angulare is the source of this 261-nucleotide messenger RNA. RefSeq names its product YOS1 family protein. Gene Ontology annotation, biological process: endoplasmic reticulum to Golgi vesicle-mediated transport. The coding region runs from base 1 to 261 and encodes 86 amino acids. The transcript has 4 exons. Gene Ontology annotation, cellular component: endoplasmic reticulum membrane; COPII-coated ER to Golgi transport vesicle; Golgi membrane. Lineage: Eukaryota; Fungi; Ascomycota; Eurotiomycetes; Eurotiales; Aspergillaceae. The record is from RefSeq and is a predicted model, not a curated record.